CGUUGCUGGUCGGUCACAUGCUUCGCUUACUUCCUGUGUCUCCUCUUUUCGACCUUCGCAGACACCAUGGAGGAGUACACUCGGGAGCCCUGUCCUUGGAGGAUUGUGGACGACUGUGGUGGUGCCUUUACCAUGGGCAUCAUUGGAGGAGGCAUUUUUCAGGCCAUCAAAGGAUUCAGGAACUCUCCUCAGGGUGUUAAGCACCGUAUGAAGGGCAGUUUUAUUGCUAUACGAACUCGGGCCCCACAGCUUGGAGGUAGUUUUGCAGUAUGGGGCGGUUUAUUCUCUAUGAUAGAUUGCAGUAUGGUUAAAAUACGGGGAAAGGAAGAUCCCUGGAAUUCUAUCACUAGUGGAGCUAUGACCGGGGCGAUUUUGGCUGCCAGAAAUGGUCCUGUUGCCAUGGUGGGCUCUGCUGCAAUGGGUGGAAUACUUUUAGCCUUGAUAGAAGGAGCAGGAAUCCUACUCACACGAUUUGCCUCUUCACAGUUUGUAAAUGGUCCACCAAUACCAGAGGACUCAACCCAGCUGAGCCCAGCAUCCCCCUUUGGAAGUUACCAGCAAUACCAGUGAAUGACUGAUAUCAAAGACUCUGGAUCAAUUACCAUCAUGCCCUGUGCACAUUUGGAUCCUUUGGCUACUACUAAGUUAUGGUUGUGACUAUGAAUGCAUGGACUACGAAGGGACUUGGGACACAAACAAGUUCUAUAUAACUUAUAUAGUUAGGCUCAUCUAAUGAGGGCUACAAAAUGAUAUGGAGGUAUUAGUUCUCCAUUCACAGGUUUCGCCCACGAAUAUUUCAAGUAUUCUUAUAAAUAAUGUAUACUUGAUUUUAUGUUGACCCUACCAAACAUAUACGAUCAAACGCUCUUUAAGCCUAAAUUCGGCAUUUAUUCUUCUUGAGAUGUAAAACUGAAAAAGCUCAGCAGUUUUAAACUAUUGUUGCAAGAAAAUCUGGCAUUUCUGUACACUAUAGGUCGGUAUCAUUUAUAUUUUGUAUCCAAUGGAUAUUGUGCUGUACACAGUUUGCCGCAUGUUUCAGAUUGACAUGGCUAUGUUCCAAUACUAAAGUACCAUGUUGGUGUUUCAAAGUUCCUGUAUGAUUUCUUUAAAUGAUGUUGAUGCAUACUUUUUAUAUGACACCUUGUAGCCAUGGUUUUAUGGACGCAUUCAACCUAGGACAAACAAAAGCAUUGAAGCCAUACAUAUAUUAUGUUCACUGUUUUAAUUUGUACAUUUUCUUACAACUUCAUAAAUGGCCUUUUCAACAGUUAGGAAACUGUCAACUGUUGUGGGUAAAAAAAUAGAUUGAACGGUCGCAUAAUAUAAAGUUAGAGACUAUUUGAAAAUG
Bufo bufo (common toad) is the source of this 1348-nucleotide messenger RNA. RefSeq names its product translocase of inner mitochondrial membrane 17A (gene TIMM17A). The transcript has 6 exons. Gene Ontology annotation, cellular component: TIM23 mitochondrial import inner membrane translocase complex; mitochondrial inner membrane. Gene Ontology annotation, biological process: protein import into mitochondrial matrix. The coding region runs from base 67 to 570 and encodes 167 amino acids. Lineage: Eukaryota; Metazoa; Chordata; Amphibia; Anura; Bufonidae. Gene Ontology annotation, molecular function: transmembrane protein transporter activity. The record is from RefSeq and is a predicted model, not a curated record.